This is a messenger RNA of Anopheles coustani, 4822 nucleotides long. RefSeq names its product transmembrane protease serine 9-like. The coding region runs from base 203 to 4702 and encodes 1499 amino acids. Lineage: Eukaryota; Metazoa; Arthropoda; Insecta; Diptera; Culicidae. Gene Ontology annotation, molecular function: serine-type endopeptidase activity. The record is from RefSeq and is a predicted model, not a curated record. Gene Ontology annotation, biological process: proteolysis. The transcript has 11 exons.
CGUAGCUCAAUUGCGUCCCAACUCUGAACGGUGUCGCACGCGAUCGCGUUUUUCGCAUCGUUACCGGAAAAAAACCCCCACUGAAGGCACCGGGCCAGCCGGCUUUGCCUCGCUGCUUUUCUGGCAUUUUUAUUUUUCCCCUUCGUCUCGCUAUCAGCUUCGACCCAUUUUGAUUUCUUCCUGAGGUGAAAAUAAAAACAACAUGUUUUCACGAACGGUCGUGCUGUGUGCAUUGGUAGCAUCCCUCGGGUGUCUGGUAGCAGCCCAGGAUUCGCUCGAUGACCUAUAUCUGUCGCUGUACAACUUGACGGAAAACAAAAAUACUAUUCCGGAUAGUACCCCUGCUCCGGCCGUCACACUGAGCACGGCACCACCAGCCGCACGUCAACCGACUUGCCAAGGCGAGUGCGUCCAGUAUUAUCUAUGUAGCAGCAACCAAAUCAUCACCGAUGGGGCUGGAAUUAUCGACAUUCGUGUCGGUGAAGAUCCGGAGGAGGAGUCGGAGUGUCCGCACUUCCUGAACACCUGCUGCGAGAAGCCGGACGUUAUCGAAGAGCCACCACUGUCGGUUCUUACAACACCCGCACCUCCGGUGCCAGUUCCUGGUAAGGCCAGCCCGAAAUGUGGUUUGCGUAACGCCAAAGGACUUGGAUUCCGCAUUACUGGUAACGUGAACGGCGAAUCGGAGUACGGUGAGUUCCCGUGGAUGUUGGCGGUACUGCGCGAGGAGCGGGUAGCUGACAGCAGUCUUAAUGUGUACGAGUGUGGCGCAUCGCUGAUUGCCCCGAACGUGGUCCUGACGGCGGCCCACUGUGUGUACAACAAGCAGAAGGAUCAGCUGCUGAUCCGUGCUGGCGAGUGGGACACCCAGACGCGCGAUGAGCUGUACGCGCACCAGGAUCGCCGCGUUGCCGAGAUCAUCACGCACGAACAGUUCAACAAAGCUUCGCUGGCUAACGACGUCGCCCUGCUGAUCCUCACCGAACCGUUCCUACUGGCCGCGAACGUGCAGCCGAUUUGCCUGCCUCCGAAGGGACACUCGUUUGAUCUGAGCAAGUGUUUCGCCUCCGGCUGGGGCAAGAACAUCUUCGGCAAGGAGGGUAAAUACCAGGUGAUCCUUAAGAAGGUGGAGCUCCCGGUUGUCGCCAACAAGCAGUGUCAAGAUUCGCUCCGCACGACUCGACUCGGCAAGCGGUUUAUACUGCAUCCGAGCUUCAUGUGCGCAGGAGGUGUCGCCGGCCAGGACACGUGCCGUGGAGACGGUGGAUCGCCGCUCGUUUGCCCGAUUUCGGGCGCCCCAGACUACUACUAUCAGGCUGGUAUUGUAGCGUGGGGUAUCGGCUGUGGUGAACAUGGUAUCCCCGGCGUGUACGGCAAUGUGCAGUACUUCCGCGAAUGGAUCGACAAAGCAUUGGUGGACCGCAGCAUUCUGGCCCGUGACUACGUCUACACUCCGUUUCCAACGGUCUGCACCGGACGAUGCGUUCCCCGGAAUAACUGUGAGACGGACGACGAUGACCCGCCACCGGAUGUGGACUUGCGCGUUGGACAAGAGGACUCGGAGGUCAUAGGCAACUGCAGUCACUAUCUGGAUCUAUGUUGUCCACUUGAUAUGGUCAUCGAAGAGCCUCCGCCUCGGCAGGAGGAAAAGUUUCGACCUUGCGGCCAACGCAAUCCGGAUGGAGUCGGUUUCCGGCUCGGUGGAGGAAAGGUGGAAGAAGCGGAAUUUGGUGAAUUCCCUUGGUCGUUGUUAGUGCUGGAGUUGCAGACACUCUUCGACUUUGAGGCAAAGGAAGUUUACGUCUGUGUUGGUUCGCUAGUAGCACCGAACGUCGCGCUCACAGUGGCUCACUGUGUCGUCAAUCGGACGGCGACUGACUUGGUAGUUCGAGCCGGUGAAUGGGACACCCGGACCGAGAGUGAGGUACUUCCGUACCAGACCUCACCGGUAAAGGAGGUUAUAGUGCACGAGAAAUACAACAAGCAUCACCACAACGAUGUGGCCCUGCUUGUGCUAAAGAAUCCCUUCCAGGCGGCCGAAAAUGUCCAAACGGUGUGUCUUCCGCCACCGAGCGUUCGUCCAGCGACCGGAGAGGAGUGCAUUACCGGUGGCUGGGGAAAGGAUCGGUUCGGGAAGGAAGGCAUCUACCAACAAAUUCUGAAACGUGUGUCCCUACCGAUCGUCGACUCUGCCAAGUGCCAGGAAGCGCUACGCAAGACACGCUUAGGACAGAAGUAUAAGCUGCAUAGUACGUUCCUGUGCGCCGGCGGAAAGAAAGAUGCGGACGUUUGCUCCGGCGACGGUGGAGCGGCCCUCGUGUGUUCGGUAGCCGGAUCGGAGACCUCCUACUAUCAGGCGGGCAUCGUGGCGUGGGGAAUUGGGUGUGGUGAUGAGAGCAUUCCCGGGGUGUACGUCGAUGUUGCAAACACGCGUUCCUGGAUCGUGGAAAAUCUCAACUCACUCAGCGUCGAUCCUGCGUUCUACACCAACUGCAGUGGACGGUGUGUCCGACGGGAUUAUUGCCUUACGGACGAAGACGACCCGGCACCGGAUGUGGACUUGCGCAUCGGGCAAAAAGACUCGACGGUCGUGGGCAACUGUACGCACUAUCUGGACCUGUGUUGUCCACCUGAUUUGAUCAUCGAAGAGCCACACCAGACAGCGACGCACGAGCAAAAGUUUGCGUCCUGUGGAAAACGCAAUCCAGAUGGGGUUGGGUUCCGGCUCGGUGGAGGAAAGGUGCAAGAAGCGGAAUUCGUUCUGGAAUUGCAAACAAUCUUCGACUUUGAGGCAAAGGAAGUGUAUACAUGUGUUGCCUCGUUAGUAGCACCGAACGUUGCGCUUACAGUGGCCCACUGUGUCGUCAAUCGGACGGCCACAGACUUGGUAGUUCGAGCCGGUGAAUGGGAUACCCGGACCGAGAGUGAGGUACUUCCGCAUCAGACCUCGCCGGUGAAGGAAGUUAUAGUUCACGAGCGAUACAACAAGCACCACCAUAACAAUGUGGCCCUUCUUGUGCUACAAAAACCCUUCCAAGCGGCCGAAAACGUCCAAACGGUGUGUCUUCCACCACCGGGCGUUCGUCCAGCGACCGGAGAGGAGUGCAUUACCGGUGGCUGGGGAAAGGAUCGAUUUGGAAAAGAUGGCGUCUAUCAACACAUCCUAAAGCGUGUAUCCCUACCGAUCGUCGACUCUGCAAAGUGCCAGGAGGCACUGCGCAAGACCCGGUUAAGUCAGAAGUUUAGGCUGCAUAGUACGUUCCUGUGCGCCGGUGGAAAGAAAGAUGCGGAUGUUUGUUCCGGCGACGGUGGAGCGGCCCUCGUGUGUUCGGUGGCCGGAUCGGAGACCUCCUACUAUCAGGCUGGCAUCGUGGCGUGGGGUAUUGGGUGUGGUGAUGAGAGCAUUCCCGGGGUCAUCACUUGCCACUCUAGCACUAUGUUCGUCAGCAACAAAGUCCUGCUGGCCACGCUAACGAUCGUAGCGAUCGUUACGGCCCAGCAGCCGAUCGAUAAGAUCUUCUUCCCCGAGAACGAUACCAUCCUGAACUUUGCCAAUCGCGUCGGCGAGGGUGACGGGGCGGUACAGGCUGGCUCACAGGAUCCUCUGGAUGCGCUGCUGCCCACCGUGCGCCCGCAGACACUUUUGACCGCGCAGGGUGAACGGUGUACCUGUGUGCCGUACUUCACCUGCCAGCCGGAGCCCGAGUUUGCCGAGCAGAACAAGUUUAACGAGAUUAACGUAAACUACAAUCCGGACAGCUGUCAAGAUGUGCUGGAUGUGUGCUGCCGGGAUGCCGAUUCCCUGGUCGUGCCAAUGAACAAUACUCCCGGUGAACUUCCGGUCGGUCGGCCGCGUGGUUGUGGACUGCGCAACAUCGGUGGCAUCGAUUUUACUUUAACUGGAAACUUUAACAACGAAGCCGGAUUCGGCGAGUUCCCAUGGACAGUAGCCAUCGUAAAGACGGCCGAUGGUAGUAGCAGCUGUGGAGGCUCGCUGAUCCAUCCGAAUCUCGUUCUUACCGGUGCACACUGCGUCCAAGGUUUCCGCAAGGGCCAGCUUAAGAUCCGCGCCGGCGAGUGGGAUACGCAGACGACCAAGGAGCGCCUACCGUAUCAGGAGCGUGCCGUUACGCGUGUAAACAGUCAUCCGGACUUUAAUCCGCGUAGCCUUGCCAACGAUAUCGCCGUGCUCGAGCUCGAUCAACCGAUCCAGUUGGCAGAUCACAUCAACGUGGUCUGUUUGCCGCCGGUUAACUUUGACACGCGUCGCACCGACUGCUUUGCCAGCGGCUGGGGAAAGAGCCAGUUCGGUAAGGCGGGCAAGUACAGUGUCAUCAUGAAGAAGGUCCCAUUGGGACUCGUGGCUUCGUCCACCUGCGAACGGCAGCUUCAGGCUACCCGUCUUUCUAACCGCUUCCGGCUGCAUCAGACGUUCCUGUGUGCCGGCGGAGAACGUGGUGUGGAUACGUGCGAGGGAGACGGUGGCGCACCACUCGUGUGCCCGAUCGGUGCGGCCAGCGACAACCGGUACGCCCAGGUUGGCAGUGUAGCGUGGGGUAUCGGUUGCCACGAUGCCAUCCCCGGCGUGUAUACCAAUGUGAUUCUGUUCCGAUCCUGGAUCGACAACGUUGUGAGAACUCUCGGCUUCGAUACGACCGUGUAUGAUGCAACACAGUCUGCAUUUUCUUCCCUUUUCGCCUAAUUGACUCCCGCGACCUCUGCACACCAACGGUAGACUACACGGGUUACACUGCUUUUAAGAACUAGAAAUAAAUGAUAAACGAAAUAUGCUACCUAUAAUUUCUAGCAUAACUGAAAAUUA